AAGCGGCUGGAGGCUGGAGGUCUGCAUCGCUGCGAGGCCCAAGGGAAGGGCGAUGGCGGCUUUGCCUUGAGGGCCUUGGGGUCUCUUCUCUGCCCCAUCCCAGCCUCCUUGGUUGCAACAAGGCAGGAGGAGAGCUCCUCUGCGCUGCCCUGGCUUCGCCGUAGCAGGUCGGAUUGGAUGCCGAGGGCGCCUGCAAGCAGGGCUUUGGCGUGAGCCCAGGGGAGCCUGGCGGGCGCAGGACGAGGCAUGGCCGAAGGGCAGAGGGACGCCCGAGGAGGCGGCGGCGGAGAGCUCUGGGAAAUCGACGUGGAGGGCCUGGAGGAAGAGGAGGAGGCGGACGGGAAUCACCAGCCUCAGCAGCAUCAGGAGCCUCCCGGACCCAGGCUGGAGGAGGAAGAGGAGGAGGAGGAGGAGAUGGAAGAGGAAGACAUGGAGGACGAUGAUGAUGAUGAGGAGGAGGAGGACGGUGGCGGGGGUCUGCGAGGUCCUCCUCCUCUUCCUCUUCCCCUGGUCUCCCCUCCGACCAAGGCCCCGGAGAGACCGACAUCAGCAGCACUGCCACCUCCAUCGCCGGCCCCGUCUUGCGGGGAGCCCCCCGCUGCUGCUGGGCGGAAGCUGAGCCGGACCCCGAAGUGCGCCCGGUGCCGCAACCACGGCGUGGUCUCCUGCCUGAAGGGCCACAAGCGCUUCUGCCGCUGGCGCGACUGCCAGUGUGCCAACUGCCUGCUGGUGGUCGAGAGGCAGCGCGUCAUGGCCGCCCAGGUGGCCCUCCGAAGGCAGCAGGCCACCGAGGAUAAGAAAGGGCUUACUGGGAAACAAGCGAACUUUGAACGCAAGACAGUGUACCAAAGGCAUGUCCGGACACCGAGUUUGCUGGCUAAAAGCAUCCUGGAAGGUUACCGGCCCAUCCCAGCAGAUCCUUACCUUAGUGGGAAUUCAUCCUUGCCACCUCCUGUGAGUGACAGAAUGAGAAAAAGGCGGGCUUUUGCUGACAAAGAGCUGGAGAACAUUAUGCUUGAAAGGGAGUUCAAGGAAAGAGAAAUGUUGGAAGCCACCCAGGCUGCUGCCUUUUUCCUGCCUAACCGCAUGGUGCAUGGAACAGAAUAUAAUCCGUACAAAACUGCCUUUAGUCCAAAUCAGGUUGAAGCUUCCAAUAAGGAAUUCUGUGGCUUCCUACCAACUUGCCUAGAUCUAACUAUGCAGUAUUCAGGUUCAGGGAACAUGGAACUCAUUUCAUCAAAUGUGAGUGUAGCCACCACCUACAGGCAAUACCCUUUACCCUCAAGGUUCCUGGUAUGGCCAAAGUGUGGUCCCCUCAAUGAUGCCCUUCUCUAUCAGCAGUGCCUUCUAAAUGCCUCUGCAGUGCAGUCUCUCAAACCUGGGGCUGUCUGGGAUCCUAAGGCUUCACAAGGCCAGGAUUGUCCAAACCCUGAGCAUGAUGUGAUGCCCUCAAAGAAUGAAAACUCAUUCCUGCUUCCUCCUGUUCAAGAAAUUCAGCCAUCUCCAAAUGAACUCCAACACAUUCCUCAGGAGACUCGUGAGAGAUCAGCCUUUUCACCCCCUAAGAGGACUUUCUCACAGAUCUCUGACAAGGAUAAUCUGGUUCCUCAAGGACACUCCCUCAGCAAGAUCAGCAAAGAAACCACCAAGCAGCAGCUGCCACCUCCACCAGCACCUCCCAAAUAUAGCCCCUUCCAUUCAUUAUUCCAACAGACACUAUACAACAGAUCAGGACCAGAGUUAAAAAUGACAUUUGAAGAGGCAUCCAAGAAGUACAGAGAGAACACCAUCAAAGAGAACCAGAAAUACAAAUUCACUAUUGAUAGAUAUGCAAAAGACUUUUUGGGGACUAAGCAAGUUGUGACAAAAUUGUCAACCAAUGAACCAUUGUCAUUUUCUGUUGAAUCAAUUCUUAAGCGGCCAACAUCAUUGGUGACCAAUGUUUCUCAAUAAGAUAAUGUAAUUUUCAAAGGGCCCAAAGUACUGCGUUUGCACUUAUGGUUGAAAUCCUAUUAGGAACUAAAGUACAUGUGCAUUCAGUUGAACUUACUUCUGAUUAAACUUGUUUGGGAUUAGGCUGCAAGAGACUUCAUACUCUGAUCCAAGAUAUAUUUGGAAGAUUAUAUUUAAGUAAAGUGGUUCAAGGUUUUGACUUGCUCCUUGGAAAUCAACUUACUUCAGUACAGCUAAUAAUAUAUUUUACGUGCAGAUUCCCUUAAUGGGUUGUGCCCAUUGUUUUCAAUGUAAAGAUUACUGCCAUGCCUUCUGCAAAGUUGAUGUAUCACAUUACAAUUUUGUAUAAAGGAAUUUGGGAUGUAAAUGGUGAUUUUAA
Messenger RNA from Sceloporus undulatus (fence lizard), 2332 nucleotides. RefSeq names its product doublesex and mab-3 related transcription factor 2 (gene DMRT2). Gene Ontology annotation, biological process: sex differentiation; regulation of transcription by RNA polymerase II. The transcript is spliced from 4 exons. The record is from RefSeq and is a predicted model, not a curated record. Gene Ontology annotation, molecular function: DNA-binding transcription factor activity, RNA polymerase II-specific; RNA polymerase II cis-regulatory region sequence-specific DNA binding. The coding region runs from base 247 to 1953 and encodes 568 amino acids. NCBI's taxonomy places the organism in Eukaryota, Metazoa, Chordata, Lepidosauria, Squamata, Phrynosomatidae. Gene Ontology annotation, cellular component: nucleus.